AAACACUAGCACACCACAAGGUACCAGCAGGAACCACAAUAGGUUCACAGAGAAGUACAGGCAUCCAGGCGUGGCAAGCAUAUACACACCCACACAGUCACAUACGCAGCAUUCCAGCAAGCGAGCGAGCGAGAGCACAGGCCAGCAAAAGCAUAUACCCACGCACGGCAAGGCCUUGUAGAAGCGAGGAGCGAGAGCACGCACACCAGUCUCGCUGGAUCUGAUGGUGGAAAGCUCGCCCCUCGCCGCAUGCUCGCUGCUGCCGGCUGCCGGGCGGGCGUGGCGGCGUACGUCCGCCGUGCGGCUCGGCGGGGCAGAGCAAGGAGAAGGAGCGGUGCCGCCGGACGUUUCUUCUCCGCGCCGUCGGGCCGGUGCAAGGGAAGAUGACUCUCGCCGACUCGCCGGGGAAGGGGAGGAGCGGCGCUUUUUUGCUGGCCGCCACCGCCGCCGCGCGUCUGUUGGGGAAAUCGGGAGAGAAGGUAACUUGGCUCAUAGAGAAUGAAGCCCGCGAUUGGGCUUAUGGGCCGGGCCGAGAAAAACGGCCCGCAAGCCCACCUGGUGCCCAAGGCGAGGACGGCGAUGGCACCCUUAAAUACUCGGGCGUAACCGCCUCCGUCUCAACGGACACCGCCUCGCCUGAGCGCCAACAAACCACCUCUCUCCUCCACCGCCUCUGCUCUCUCCAGCACUCCAGCAGCCCACCGGCGGCGAGCGAUGGACCAGUUCCAGGACGGGCAGCAUGUGUGGCUGCGGAGCCGCGUCCGCGGCAAGUACCUCUCCGCCAGAGGCGACGGGGAGGGCGUCCGCCUCCGCGAGGGCCGCGCGUCGCUCAAGGCGGCGUGGGCGGUGCACCGCCACGUCGGCAUCGACGGCGUCGAGUACGUGCUCCUCCACAGCGCCGCCUACGGCCGCUACCUCGCCGCCACCGACGACCGCGCGCCCCUCCUCCUCUGCGGCUACCGCGUCGUGCUGCAAAACUACGACAGGGACCCGAUGGAGGCCAUCAGGUGGCAGGCCGUCAAGCCGCCAGGGGCGGCUGAGGACGACGUCCUGCUCCGCCAAGUCCGCCGCGGCCACCGCUACCUCCGCGCCAACGGGAAGAUCCAGCGCUGGAUCAGGGGCGUCAGCGUCGACGACCCCCAAAACAUCACCACCAUGAUGCACUGGGUGGUGGAGCCCAUCCCCGCCAUGCAGGGCAGACCUGCACUUCCACCUCCCACCGCCAGGGACCGCCACCCGGGAGACCUCUCGGUCUGGCUCGGGUUUUCGCCGGCAUCGAUUCGGACGAUUCGAUACGUACGGGCAGACGACGACGGAGACUACCCCGAGCUCGAGGAGGUCUGGUACGCGCUCCAUUUCACGGGGAGGUCCGUGCACCGUCUGCGGGGCCUUCUGAGGGACGAGCUGGCCAGGGACGACCACGUCGCCCCCGCCGACCUCAUCAUGUGCGUCCGAGCGGGCCGCCACGGGAGGCUCACCCCACUCGUCGUCAACCUACCCCACCAUGGCGAUUCCUUCCAGAUCGUCCUCAUCAUGGACGGGACACCAGCCAGCGCUGAGCUGCGACACCCAAAUGUCGAUGCAUAGUAGAGAAGAUCAGAGCGGGAGUCCUGACAGUUUGCCUCUUCAGAAACUUGGCCACCUCGGACAUGACGACAACAGAACUGGGGGCCUACUAUUGCAUAGACAGAUAGAUAUAGGUCCAUUAAACUCAGCAGCUCUCGUGUUUCUUCUGCUAGUUAAACUUGAUCUGCUUUCCUGACAGGAAGAACCUGUCCGUUUUGGUUCUAAGAUCCAGAACUGCUGAAAGCGUUAGGUGAAAUGGCUGAACAUUUUUGUAGUGACAGUAUUGUCUGUAAUUGCUUUAGUAUUGCUCUUGUAACAUCCAUCGAUGUGAUGUGUGGUUUCCUGGAUGAAGCAUUUCGCUGUAGGAGUUGUUGCAGUGAGUUGAAUAUAGCUAAUAAUCCUGCAUUCCUUGUGGGUGAUGGAUGCAUAUCAUGCGUUUCCUACGAAUGCAAAUGCAGUGGUUCUUGCAA
Messenger RNA from Lolium perenne, 2036 nucleotides. RefSeq lists its product as uncharacterized. The record is from RefSeq and is a predicted model, not a curated record. NCBI's taxonomy places the organism in Eukaryota, Viridiplantae, Streptophyta, Magnoliopsida, Poales, Poaceae.